Molecule: messenger RNA, 625 nt
Organism: Paraglomus brasilianum
Lineage: Eukaryota; Fungi; Glomeromycota; Glomeromycetes; Paraglomerales; Paraglomeraceae
Source: the annotation of a GenBank genome assembly
AUGUCGACUACCGUAUUCAAUAAAAUUUUGGACUUUAUGAAAGAUGGACCAGUAAAGCAUAUUACAGCAGGGUCGGUAAUUUAUAAAGGCACAGAAGAAGACCAAACAAUAUCAAAAGAUGAACUCUUAAAGUUGACGAUUAACGCGAUUCGGUCCAUGAAAAAUAUUGCUGAUAAAUGCCACGAGUUCGUAUCAGGGUUUUCAGAAGAAUAUAUUGAGGACUUAUGUAUAAAACUUACGCAUAAUGGGAAAUGGAAAGAGUCAGAUGAAACCUUUAUGGAAGUUACACAGGAUAUUCUUGAUGUAGUGGCCGAUGUUUGGAUGAAUCCAGCAUUUGGCCCGGAACUUAUGAAAACACAAAGUGAGGGAACGUAUGUAACAGAUGUGAUAAUUCCUUCGAUUUGGGCAUCAUUGAAAGGGCUACCAUAUAGUGCGGAACGACAAAGCAUUGCCAGCGCAGAUAGGAAAGGGGAUGGAUAUUUUGGAAAACGACCAGAUUUCAUGUAUUUACAAAAACGGGAGGGUAAGAUAUUUGAGCUUGUAUUUGGUGAAUGCUCACGUUUAUUAUGUAGCGAUACCAAGAAAAGAGAAGAUGGAAUAAAAUUAUGGAGGGAAACAAACGAUG